Molecule: messenger RNA, 1398 nt
Organism: Anisakis simplex (herring worm)
Lineage: Eukaryota; Metazoa; Nematoda; Chromadorea; Rhabditida; Anisakidae
Source: the annotation of a GenBank genome assembly
GAAUGGAGGCCGUGCUAUCCUCGACUGUGUGCAUAUCAUGAUUGCCAAAGUUUGGCAGCCGCAUGGGGUCUUGGCCCACCAACCACCUCAAUUGAACCUCGUCCUACGGGUGCCUCUCAAGCGCAAAGUCCUUGUGAGGACGAUUCUGGCGAUGGCAAAUGCAAUGACCUUCUUGUUUCGUGUCCCGCUUUCAGGAAUGAACUCGGUGGUGAACCAAUUCGUCGGUUAGCACUAACACGACGGCACUCUCAAGUGGCUGGCAGUGAUCUGGUGAAAUCAGAGUAUGAAAGCUGGCAACGUGAACAGACUGCUGCUGAAUCGGCGAUUCUUGAAGAUGUCAGCAAUGUUUAUUUGGGUGGAAGAUUAUGUGCGGCACGUCAGCCGAAGAUUGUUAUCGAACCACAAGAUAUUGGCUCGUAUUAUUAUAGGCAUUGCUUUGUGGGCAGACGUGAGUUCAAUAGAGAUUUCGAUUGGUUUUUGUUUUGUCCGGAGCUUCUUAAAACACAUUCAAAUUAUCUCGGAACCGAUGAUACGUUCGGCCCAGUGGCUCUUUCCAUGAUUCGAGAGAAUGUCGAGCAUAAAAAAUCAAACGGCGUCCAUUCAAUGGCCAUCUACCGAAUGAUCGUUCGAAUCAGUGAUGUUCGCUCUUUCUCAUUAAAUGCUUUCAGUUUCUCGUUGUUUCAAAAAGUGCCUUUCCAUACAAACAUCCGAGAGCUUUAUCUCUUCUCAUUAAAACACUUCCACAUAAAUUAUCUUGCUCCGACUAAGUUUAGCUUCAGGACACUUUCAUUAGAACAGUGGUUCAGCAAAAAAAACUACUAUCGCGUAAUCCGGGGAAUUUCAGCGCACAAUUCUGCUGAUGUCAAUUUUUGCUAUUACGAUGUCAACUCAUUGAAAUUCUCAUGCUUGAAUCACUAUCGGAAAUACAUUCCGAUAGUAAGAUGGCCUUUUUGGAGUGCAACUGAACAUUUUCAAAUUCUAGAAAAUGGAUCGCCAGCUUUUGAAGAAUUUUUGGAUUUUCUCGGUCAACGAGUACGUUUAAAAGGGUUCGAUCAGUACAAAGGUGGGCUUGAUAUUCGUGGUGACACCACUGGUACAUACUCGAUUUAUGCCGAAUAUCAAGCUCAUGAGAUUAUGUUCCAUGUUUCGACACUACUGCCGUUCACACACAGCAAUAGGCAACAGUUGGCUCGUAAACGUCAUAUUGGAAACGAUAUGGUCACGUUGAUAUUUCAAGAGCCGGGCGCAUUACCGUUUAGUCCAAUAACUGUUCGCUCUCAUUUUCAACACGUCUUCAUUAUCGUUCGUGCCAAUCAUCCGUGUACAGACGACGUCACUUACACGUACGUCUCAAUCAGUCUCGUAUUAAAACCUCAUUUGUGUGAACAGUCAAGCUAA